AUGUCAAACAACGCGACGUAUUCGCCUGGAACGUUCAAAAUCCGGAGUUCACAGAAUAGCGUGACCAACGCAAAGGGGAAAAAAUCCAAACAUUCAUUUGGCAUACAGCCAAAAACUAGCAAACGGAAAAUUGACAAUAACAUAAAGGAAAAACUGUUCCAGUCGAAACUGAACGCUUACAAAGCCAAACAAAAUGAACUGCUGACCAAUUUCGCGGAAUUAAGUCAACUUUACUACAAGUGUGUUAAACUGUCGAAAACGGUCUGCCCGCCGAAAAGCAAAUACGUCGGAGAUAUCGAAACCGCGGUAAACUAUUAG
This is a messenger RNA of Cinara cedri, 318 nucleotides long. Lineage: Eukaryota; Metazoa; Arthropoda; Insecta; Hemiptera; Aphididae. The record is from the annotation of a GenBank genome assembly.